Messenger RNA from Mya arenaria, 4062 nucleotides. Its product is annotated as hemicentin-1-like. The transcript is spliced from 16 exons. The record is from RefSeq and is a predicted model, not a curated record. The coding region runs from base 90 to 3104 and encodes 1004 amino acids. Gene Ontology annotation, molecular function: protein binding. Lineage: Eukaryota; Metazoa; Mollusca; Bivalvia; Myida; Myidae.
AAUGUAUAUUCUAGAUUAGACACACAUCUUACACAUACUCUGCAAUUAUUGUUAUUUUCUGUUGAGUUAUUAAAUAUUGCAUUGCCGAAAUGGAGUUGUAUUUCUCUAUAUGUAUAUGGAUGUAUUUGCAAGUACUUAUUGAUACGGGCUUGAGCUGUCCAGCAAGUUCUCCUCUACUAUUCCAAAGGGAACAUGACGUAAUAAAUAUUUCAAUGAGUACAACUGUAAACACUCAAGGCGUUGUAAGCUACCAGAUUCGGAAGGACGAAACCCCUUUAAUGAGUAUAGAUUUCUAUAACGGUGCGGUUUUGCAACAGGAGCCAUGCGCGCAUGUAGACUGCACGUUUUCCGGAAAUGCUGCCAACGGUGACCUUUCCAUCACGUUAUCUAAUGUACAGAUAACGUCAGCAGGGACCUAUAAAGUCAUCGAAGUCCAAUCCAAAGAAGAAAAGGCGUGCACAACACUUUUUGUACUCGGACCACCAGACCGGCCUUUAGUUUCGUUAAACAAGAACCCUUCCGUCGGUGAAAAUGUCAAUGUCACCUGCAGUAGUACCUCCACAACAAUACCGACAAACCACGGGCUUAGUUUAUCCUACACCUGGACGAUAGAUGGUCAAACAAACCCUGUGGGAACACGUUACACAUACUCUGCUUCCAGACACCGACUUACUAUCUCUAAAGUGCACAAGACAGACAACAUAAUUGUAUUGAAAUGCUCGGCAACCGAAGUCGUAACAAACGGUUACACGUCGUCCGAGAGCUUGGGAUUUCCCUUCAACGUGCUGUACGGUCCAGACAGUGUAAGGUUUAGCCCCGCUGCCACGUCCUAUGAGGAGGCCCUUAACUCUGUUCUUGACCCAGUCACGUGCCAAGCUGACUGUAACGGAUGCAGUUUCGCGUGGUCACGAGGACAUACCACUAUUGUUAACACAGAUGUGCUUAGUUUGGAGGCGCUGUCAGUGGACGAGGCAGGCCAGUAUACGUGUACGGCUUCUAGAACUGGGGCUGCACGAAGGAACAAAACACUCAGUAUUGCAGUCAUACAUGGUCCGAGUAGCGUGUCUUUGAUCCCAGCUGACACCCUUUACACGGUUGGUAUUGGUGGAGCCAUAGGAACAGUGACAUGCUCAGCGCAUUGUUGGCCUUGCUCCUACACUUGGACUGGGCCCGGCUCGUUUUCAUCAUCAGAACCAACCAUUAGUCUAAAAGGUAUAACAAAAGUGUCGGACGGAAGGUACACAUGCACUGCAAUCAAUGAAAGGUCGUCGAUCUCCAGCUAUGCCUACAUUGAUGUUAACGUUCUCUACGGACCAAAUAGCAUAACUUUCAACACAUCCUCAGCUACCAUCAGACAAAGGGAGGGCUCAUUGUUUCUGCCAGUUGAAUGUCAGUCCGAUUGCAAGGGCUGCACGUUUACGUGGAACAAAGACGGUGCUCCGUUAACAAGCACAGCUAUUUUGGAUCUGGCUACAUUACAAAAAUCGGAGGCUGGUGUAUAUUCGUGCACAGCCUCAACGACUGGAGCACGCUCAAUGCACAAACAACUUGAAGUCCAAGUUAUAUAUGGACCUGAUCAUGUAGCUGUCCUUCCGGCCAAUACCCUGUAUGUACUGAACGACGGAAACACUAUGGACAGCGUAGUUUGUUCAUUUGACUGCUUCCCGGAAUGUUCUCUUAUGUGGGUACCGUCUCUGUUAAGUAACCAAGGAAACCUCAGUCUAGGCGUCCUACACAAGGAGUCUGCCGGGGUGUACACAUGUGUAGCAAGUAACCCGGAAUGGAGUGAGAAAUCUGUUAAUGUUACCAUUACAGUCCGGGUUAGAUAUGGCCCGGACAGCGCAGUUCUAAACUUUGCUUCUCCUUUCACCGUGACGGAAGCGGAAUACAUUCAAAGUUUCGAUUGUACUUCCGACUGUUGGCCUGGUUGUCGACAGAAAUGGAUGAAUGCUGCAAAUGUUACAUUACAAAAUACUGGCACACUCGCUCUUGGAAAAGGUACCAGAGUCAAAUCUGGAUUAUACGUAUGCGUCUCCGAAAAUAACGCCGAAGAAUACAAGAAGAUAGCCCAUGCCUCAUUGAUGUUGAUAGUCGAAUAUGCUCCUGAUGUGUUCAUAAGCCAGUCGAUUACUGUUUGGAAAGAAAACACCCCCCUUGAUCUUCUGUGCAAGGCAUCAGGUGUGCCAGCUGUGUACAACUACACCGGCUUUGUGCAGAGAGUAGGUGCUGUGGUGAUUCCAAACAGUCACGCGGAGCACCCGGGGGUUAAGGAAAGCAUAUCUGUCAACAUUCCAUCUCUUCAACUUCAGGAUACCGGGACUUAUACUUGCAACGUCCAAAAUGGAAUUACCGGUGUUAACAAACAACUAGUUCAGACAGCAUCACAAAGGAUCGAUGUCCGAGGCAGACCUUUUCCGGCAACAGAACUGACGAUAAAAUCAGUGAACGACACAGUUACCCUUGAGUGGAAAAAGGGUUUCAAUGGAGGAGAUGAACAAACAUUUGUUUUGCAGACGUCGCUUAAUUCAGAUGGUGUUUGGAUGAAUAGAACCACCAUUCUCGAAUCUGAAUCAAAGUAUGUAAAGAACACUGGAAGAUAUCAGGUGAAUCUUACAAACCUAGCUCCAGGAAAAUACUCCGCUAGACUUGUGACUUUGAAUAGUAAAGGAGCUGCUGAUCCUAUUACAUUUAAAGAAACCUUUGAAGUCAUGGAAUUGAACACGGAAGCCACAUCUCGAACCAACGUCGUUCCAGUCAUUGGAGGAUCUGUUGCAGGAAUAGUUACAUCACUAGUUUUGGUGAUAGUCAUUUUGUUCGUCAUUAGACGAAAGUACACUUUUGUCUGCUCAUGCAAACUGGCUAAAAGGGAAGAUCUAUAUAAGAACACAAGUAACGACCAGAGAAUGUAUACACACGGUGUUGCCGAAUCUGGAUACAACGCAGCUCAAACUUAUGAGGCCAUAUCUAUGACAACGAACACCCAGUUUUACGAUGCUUUAAAAAACGGAGAUAACGGAGCAAACAACUCAGACAUGUUGAAUGAGGCGAGUGCAAAGCCACUUCCAUACUACGGAAAUGUGAAAAAGGGCGAUACAACAUUGUAAUAACAAAAUUACACUAAUGUGAAGAACGUGCUUGUAUUGAAACAAGCAACUCAAAAUAGCAGACGUGGCAAAUUUUAUUGGACAAACAAACAUGGUGUUUAAAUUAUUAUGUUUAAUAGUUAAAAAUAGACAAAUAGCAUAAUUAUGGAAGAGUUUAUCUUAUACAAUGCUGAUAUGAUCAACAACAACUGUGUAAUGUUAACAUGAUGAUAUAUUACAUCGAGAUAUCUAUUUUAAUAAACCUGUGUCAGUUGUACACUCUAUCCAUCUAUGUCAUAUGAUACAAUAUUCUUGUUUUAAAACAUGUUCUAUACCGUUUCUUCAUGUCCAUUUCAGUAACAUGUUGUUUUUUCCGAAAUAACGUUUUAUUACAAGUUUUAUAAAGAUGUUUUACAUAGUACUUUACUGUUUAUAAUCUUGUUACACUCCUUUCCUCCAUGAUAAUUUUAGAAUGUAUUACUUUGGAUUUGUUAAAAACAUUCAAGAAGUUCCUAUUUGUUCCAUGUGUAGAAGAUCAACAACAAAGACAUAAUAAUGCUGCAAAAUGUGAGAGUUAACACAAAACAAAAAAAUACCUAAAUUCAUGAUCUUUGAGAAAAAAAGACAAUCACAAUUAACGACAUUUUUGUAUUAAUACCCAUUUAAUUAGUAUAAAGUCAUUUGAUUACAUAGGCGUGCAGAUACUCAACAAUAGCAAGUGGUUAAGAUCAAGAGUAAUUUAAAUGGCUCCCAAAAUAGGGCACUCGCUUCUUUUUCAACUGAUACAAACAAACCUAUAUUGAUGGUCGCAUAUGAACUCGACGGUAUCAAUUGAAAAAAAUGACAGUUACAUUUAACCAAAUGACAACCAUAGUUUGAAGACAUAAUUUACUUCUCAUAAUUCGUUUGUUUUGUAAAGGGUACAUUUAUUAGUAUGAGAUCAAAAUUAAAAAGUUAGUUUUUAAAUAAAAAAAAAUAC